This is a messenger RNA of Annulohypoxylon truncatum, 2867 nucleotides long. RefSeq names its product Sec8 exocyst complex component-specific domain-containing protein. Gene Ontology annotation, cellular component: exocyst. Lineage: Eukaryota; Fungi; Ascomycota; Sordariomycetes; Xylariales; Hypoxylaceae. The coding region runs from base 223 to 2787 and encodes 854 amino acids. The record is from RefSeq and is a predicted model, not a curated record. The transcript has a single exon. Gene Ontology annotation, biological process: Golgi to plasma membrane transport; exocytosis.
UAACCAACUCCUACUUACGACCAUUAAACAUCUACGUCCAUUCAAUCUCGACAUCUAAUCCCACGACGAUAUUCGAACGCCCGGAGCGAAACGAAAUCGCAUUAAUUGAAUUUCUUACAGGUGUAAUUGCAUACCUAUGUACUGACCACAAGCGAAGAGGUGAUUUGCAGCAGAGCUCGAACUCACAGCCUCUGCUAACCUACCGAAUGCAUCGCUGCGACAAUGGCCAAUCGAUACGGCGGGACAUACCGCAGUCGCAAUGGCAACGGCACCGCUGGGAGGCAAGAUGAAGAAUACGAUCCUUACGGUGAUGGUUACGCCAGCGAUCGCUUUGGCACUCCUCCCCAGCAGAUGAAUCCUCGAAGGCCACCCAUCGAAUCCGGUCGAAGCGGCGGCUACGGCUCUUCAGCUUCCAGAGUCCAGCGAGCGAAUGAACGAGUAAAUGAAACGAGCGCCGAGCGACAGAUAUCCCAGGUUCUCGAACUUAUUAAAUCUGAAUGGCCUGCUAUGAUCCAAGACGACUGCAUACCCGUUUCACUAGCACUUCAGCUACUGGACAAUAGCUCUGUCGGCCGAGCCCACGAAUACAAGGGCUUCAAGAAGACACAUAAAUAUUUGCAAGAUUCUCUGAAGAAUAUCGUGCACGAACACCAUCAGGGCUUCAAUAGUUCGAUAGGCACCUUUCACAAGAUCCAGGGGAGCAUACAAUCUUCCCAGAAAAGAGUUCGUGCUUUGAAAGAAUCUUUAGCUGCAUCACGGACGAGCCUUUGUGCAACGGAUCCAGAACUCAAGAAGUUAUAUAAAUCGUCACAGAUGUACGAUGAUGUGCUGCAGACGUUGAAUGAAUUGGAGGAUCUGCGAACGGUGCCGGAUCAGUUAGAGGCCAGGAUAUCGGAGAAGCGAUUCUUAACUGCUGUUGAAGUACUGCACAAUGCUCUGCGGAAGUUGCGCAAACCAGAGCUUGACGAUAUUGGAGCUCUAAACGAUCUAAGGGGUUAUCUUGCCAACCAGGAGACCGCACUAAUGGAUAUCCUGACUGAGGAAUUGCAUGAACACCUGUAUCUGAAAUCACCCUACUGCCAGGAGCGGUGGCAAAAUCUAGCCAAAAAGCAGGGUGUAUACAACGAAAACUAUAGCGAGCCUAACAUGUUGACCCCAUUCCAUCUAGUUCUGGAUACGAUGGAUCUUAACCAGCCAGUAACCGAAGACCCAGCAAAGAAUCCUGAAGCGGACACCUUUUAUUACAUAAGCCUUGUUGUUGAGUCCCUUAACAAGCUUGGUCGGUUAGAAGGUGCGGUCGAUACGUUGAAGCAACGACUCCCGGUCGAGCUCUUCUCUAUCGUGAAUGAGACGAUUAAUGAAGUUGAUCAGAGACACCCUAGUUCGUUGAGAGGUGGCACAGGAAACGCGCAGGGUCUACACAUCUAUGGUAAUAGGGAGACGCAAAUGCGCGCGGAUGUCAUCUACGACCUUCUGUGGACCUUGUAUGGUAAAUUUGAGGCUAUUGCUGAAGGUCAUCGGGUAUUCCAUGAGGCUAUCAAGGCGCUUAUUCGACGAGAAGGCGGUGGUAACAACAGUUCCCUUCUCGGAAGUUUUAGGGAGUUAUGGAAUCUCUAUCAAAACGAAAUACGCUCCCUUCUACAUAACUACGUCACCACAGAUGCGGACGUCUAUCAAUUCAACUCGCCAAGGCAAGGCGCGCUGCUCAAUGGCAAUAAAGACAUCUCUAGGGAACAUCUCUUCAAAUUCUCCGAAGCAGACCCCAAGUCUGUGGAGAUGACUACCGAAUACGAGGCCUUAGAUGAUAUUAUUAAAGCCGCAGUUCCAGGUCUUACAACUGCUUCCCGAAAAACACAGGCUUCGGAUAGAAAAUUGGCAGGGAAAGAGUCGAGGAGAAGUGCAUACUCCGGGGCUUUCGACAAUAGAAAUACGCCUGGUUCUUACAAGUCACUCGUGGAGCCAAGCGUAUUUAAUAUGAGUCUCCUUUUACCUCCGACCCUGGUAUUCCUGGGACGCUUAAAAGCGAUCGUCCCCCCAGGCUCGGAUUUGGCUGCGAGCACCUUGACAUCUUUCCUCGAUAACUUUUUGGUUAAUGUUUUUCAGCCACAGCUAGAUGAAACCCUCAGCAAACUAAGCGACUCCGUGUUUGGAGAAACAGACUCAUUUCAGCAAGAUCCUGCAUGGGAUCUAGUAGCCCGUCGUCCCGUCUUCAAGGGGGCAACCGCGUUCUUCGCUGUUAUCACCGCAUUCUGCCGGAUGCUUGGAACGAUUCCGCAUGACCAGGCGCUUAGCUCUCUAAUUAUUUCUCAGAUGGUGAGAUAUUAUGAAAGGUGCCUUACGUGGUUUAAAUCACUCGUUUCCAAAGCGCAAGAAGCCGGUGUAGGGCCGUGGUCGUUGCGGUAUUCCGCAGAAUUAGCCAUUGGGGAUAGCGAUAUCCAAGAAACGAUUAAGAAUCUUUGGACUUCGGAUAACCUCGAUCACGAAUUAAUAGAAAAGGAAGUUGGGUUACUUAUUACGCAUGCUAAUGGACGGCGCCUCGAGCCGAACGAUGUCAUCCAAGACCGCGACGUUAUUUCGUCUUUAUGCCUCCUCUAUACUAGCAUGAAAUGGCUCUCAGUCCGGAUUCUUAGUCUACGACAUAUCACGCGAUUCGACACGGAUUCUUCUCAGCCCACCUUGCCGAGGAACCAAAACCGCCGCUGGACUUUAUUGAAUGACCCUAACAAGGCGAACGGAGAACAGCAUGGCCCUGUGUACCUUCCAAUGACACAGGAAACUGUCCAGUAAGCCCCUCUAAUCUUGUCUCUUUGGUUGUUAACGGUUAUCUAACUCAGUACUUUGCAGAUCAUUUGACAAUAUAGUAUCAU